AUGACCCCAGGCGACCCCAGGCCGUGGUACGAGUCGAGUCAGGCUUGCUGUAACUUUGUGAAACGUCUGUCGUGUCUCCGGUACUUCUGGUGUGUUAUUCAGGAUGAUCGGACAGAAAUAACAGUUUCAGGAUGGCAGAGAUGUCGGAGAAGCGUCCGGUCCUGCGGAGUCCGUCCGGCAGCCGGGAGCGCCCGCACUCCGUCCCGACCCUUGACCUGGACAGGUGUCUGCAGACGCUGCGACAGGCCAGAUCCGACAGCGAACAGUUCGCUGCUCUGCUGCUGGUGGCACUGCUGCUGGUGGGUAACUUACUAACUAACUAACUAAUACACUCACUCACUCAGGCCAGAUCUGACAGCGAACAGUUCGCAGCUCUGCUGCUGGUAACUAAGAUGGUCCAGGCCCAGGAGACAGACGCCGCGACUCGCAGGAAAAUCUUUGAUGCCGUCGGUUUCACCUUCCCCAACAGGCUGCUCAAGUCUGCAGGAGGACCAGAAGGAGACAUCUACCGAGCCCUGGGAGUCACCAUCUUCUCCUGCUUCUGUACAGACAGCCAGCUGGUUCUUCAUCAUCAUGUGACAUCAAAAAUCCCACUUUUCAAUGACAUCAUCGUAGAACCUCCGGGCUCCUCAGCAGAUGACCAGGCGACACACCACACGAUGGUGGAGGACUGUUACCAGUGUCUGCUGGCCAUCGGCGCCACACCGGCGGGGAGAACUCAGCUCAUCAAUAGGGACUCUGUACCGGUGCUCUGUCAGGCUGUCAGCAAGAAAAUGUACGGUUAUGGCCAGGCGAUGCAGAUCAUGAGGCAGCUCCUGUGUGAACAUGGGAGGGAACUCUGGAACAAACACGGAGACGCGCUCACAAACCUGCUCACCAACAUGGCCAAGGAGUUCUCAGACGCUGAUGACAUCAGCAAGUUUGUGCUGUGUGAAGAUCUGGUUCUUCUGCUGUCAGGCAGAGACAAGGAUUCUGGAGACUUUCUUCAGUACACCUGGGCGGAAGACGUCCUGACGGGUCUCUCAGACAUCCUCGGGAGUUACAUCGGCCCAGAGCAGAGGAACCCUGCCCUGGAGCUGGCCUCCCUCGUGUUGGACCAUCUCGGCAUCGAGUGGGCGAUGUCAGCCAAUGUCAAGUUCGUGCUGCUGCUGGUGAACUUGGCCUGCGUGGAGGUCAGGAUGGUGCUGGAGGAUCCAGAUGUCAAACAGGUCCUACAGAAGUCCUCCCUGAUGUGUGCGUGUUAUAACAUCCUGGAGUCUGCCAUAAUGUACACCUCCUGCACACCUGACCUCCCACUGGACCCGAAGCAGGUGGAGCAGCUGGUGGAGUCUCUGCAGGGGGCGUAUGUCGGCGUCACGUUUUUUCUGGCACAGGUGGCAGAGCAGCCACAGGACAUGUGGUUCCACCCGCUGGUGACUGCGUCAGUGCGAGUUUUGGGGGCCUGGCUGGCCGAGGAGACAUCAGCACUGAGGGAGGAGGUCUACAGGAUACUGCCUUUCCUAGUCAAACUGGGGAGUUUGUCACUAGAGACUAGUGAGGACCAGUCUACUGGAGCUGCGGGGGUGUCCAGCCUGUCUCAGGAGAUGGAAGAGUUAGAUUUACACAAAGAAAAGGAGCCUUACUUACCCAAGUCUGGGGUACUCAGCUUCCUGUUACCGGGUCUGUGCCACCUGACGGCUGAAACCCGACCCCGGGGCAUCCUGAUGCAGCUGCAGGUGCACCAGGUGCUGGCCAGGUGUCUGCAGCUGCACCUGUCCUGCUUCCUCAGCACUAAGGCUCACGAGGCAGAGAUGGCGCUGCGCACGCUGUGCGGAAUCUUCCUGAACCUGCUGGUGCUGAGUCCGGAACACGUGACCUCUCACCCCAACAUGGCCGCCCUGCUGCACAGGAUCAUGGGAGCUGUGCCACAGUUAGGCUGCCCUGAACACACCGUCCUGCUGGCUAACUUUGUGGUUCUCUGUCUCAUGCAGGCAAGACAUGUCAAAGACUUGCAGGAGACGUCUAUGACGAGACAGUUCUUCUGCACAGCUGUGCAGUUCCUGGGCGGGGCGUACCAUGUCACACACGGGGGGGACCAGAAGCACCUGUGUGUCUCUCCAGCGUACAGUCAGCACUGGGACAGCAUCUCGGAACUUUGGUUCCUCGGCAUGCAAGCUCUGGUGUCAUGUAUCCCCCAGUUUCCAUGGUUACCAGCAAUUUUCCUAGAAACGGGCCUGCUGAAGAAUGUUGUUGCUCUGUUACAGGACAUUCCAGGUGGUGAAUUUGACCUUGACACCGUCGACCUCUACCAGAACAUGGUGGUGGAAGUUGCAAAGCAUGAUGGGAGGUGUCAGCAGUGGCUGCAGCAGAAUGGAGGCUUGGAAGUGGCAAGGUCCCUCGGGAUGGCAGAGCUGCUGCAGUGUCUCCAGUCGGCUCAGUCCUGACUUCCCGGAAAUUGGAGCCGGGACAAAGCCGCAUUCCGGGAGGAGCCGCCGCCAUUUUCCGGGGAAAAAUGAAACAUUGUGGAACCUUCGGAGCGUCGGCCUGCGUCUCCCCUCCUCAGAUGGAGAUUGGAUCGUAACUCGAUUAGCAUCGAGCGCACUGCAGGCAGCAGAAUCAGGUUAUAAUGCAAUUAUAGAUUUUCAAUCAUCGACAGUAAUUUUGUGCCUGCACUUUGGGGGCACAGGGGAAAUCUGGGAGAGAUGCGAGAUAUUUUAUACGGAGCAGAAGCUCCUGCUUUUCUGCACUUUGGAGGAAAGUUUGUGCCGGGGGCGAAGCGAGCGGGAACUUGUGAUUGGCACGCCGCGUCUGACACGGGAAGGGAGCGCGGAUGUCAGCCGAGAUGACAUCACCAGAUUUCCCUCGAGACGAGAACUGUUGUUCGUCUUUUUACUCGCAGAGAAACUCUCCGUCUCCGAGAGAAAGGAACAACGCAGCUCAUACACUUCACACCGCAGCCUGACAACAUGAAAAUGCACAAGGAAAGACUCCGUAGCUUUGGUAGUUUUAGAAAUGGUGGCAGUUGCAGAAAUGUUCACCUGAAAAGUUUAAGCAGAUUUGCUAUUUUUGUACCUGAGUAUGUAAGCUUGUGGAAAUCACUUCUAUACAACUGUCUUCUGCGGGAAUUUUCUUUGUAAAGUUGGAAAUUUCAUUUGCGUGAGUCGGUGACUUGUUAAUGUGCCUAUCCUGCAGGCCUGGCCUCUAGGUUUCAAUUGUAGGCCUAAAAAUUCCUGCGGAAUUGAAUUUUCUGACCAAAAUUCCAUUAUUUCAUUCCGAUGACAGGAGAAGCAAUUACUAUUACCCGCAUCUCAACAGUCCGUCUUGUUUUCACUUCGAAUGUUAAGUAAAGACAUUGUGCCCCUUAAUGCUGUUUGGAUACUUAACGUCGUUAAGGGCUAUUUAAGCCGGGAACAUUAAAUUGUGCAGCCGAUCGAGCAGGGAUGAGGCUCAGCUGAUGUGGUUAACUGUGGGGAGGGAGGGAAGUCUCGUCUGUACGGUUAUACUGGCUGUACAGGUACAGAAGCUGGUUUGUUACACGGUUAUACCGGUUAUACCAGCUGUACAGGUACAGGAGCUGAUGUGGUUAACUGUGGGGAGGGAGGGAAGUCUCGUCUGUACACGCAAGGCUGGUGUGUUACAUUGUUAUACCGGGUAUACCAGCUAUACAGAUACAGGACCUGGACUGUUACAUGGUUUUACUGGUUAUACAGAUACACAGGCUGAUGUGGUUAACUGUGGGGAGGGAGGGGAGAGUCUUGACUGUACACGCAACACGGUUAUACCGGCUGUACAGGAACAAAAGCUGGUGUGUUACACAGGUAUACUGGCUAUAUAGGACUGGUAUAGGAGCUGGUGUGGUUAAAUGUGGGGAGGGAAGGUGUGUUAUAUGGUUAUACCAGCUUUACAGAUACAGAAGCUGGUGUCUUGUCUGAUUAACCACAGGCCGUGUUGUAUCCAGAACCCAGCUUUGGAGAAAAAGCACAUAUACAGUACUUCGGCAACAAUGUCAUACACAAUACAGGAGAUGGUGUCUUUUCAUUUUAUCUGUUUAUUUGAGUCGGUAAUUUCUUACUUUGCUAUAAUGUUGAUCAACAACAAGAAUAACGUCCAUCAAUAAAUAUAUCAGCAAUAAAUAAGUGAAGAAAACAUGCAAUUCUGUACAUUUUUGGCAACUUUUGGAGAGCUUGGUCAAUAAGCAACACUAACACAGUAAACACACAGGUUUAUCCAUUUA
Messenger RNA from Branchiostoma belcheri (Belcher's lancelet), 4213 nucleotides. Its product is annotated as neurochondrin-like. NCBI's taxonomy places the organism in Eukaryota, Metazoa, Chordata, Leptocardii, Amphioxiformes, Branchiostomatidae. Gene Ontology annotation, biological process: regulation of neuronal synaptic plasticity; neuron projection development. The record is from RefSeq and is a predicted model, not a curated record. Gene Ontology annotation, cellular component: dendrite.